Molecule: messenger RNA, 519 nt
Organism: Phaeodactylum tricornutum CCAP 1055/1
Lineage: Eukaryota; Bacillariophyta; Bacillariophyceae; Surirellales; Neidiaceae
Exons: 1
Biological process (GO): phosphatidylinositol phosphate biosynthetic process; phosphatidylinositol-mediated signaling
Cellular component (GO): membrane; cytoplasm
Molecular function (GO): 1-phosphatidylinositol 4-kinase activity
Source: RefSeq, a predicted model, not a curated record
AACUUUAUGCAAAGUCUUGCUGGCUAUGCUCUUGUAUCUUAUCUCUUGGGUUUAAAAGACCGUCACAACGGAAACAUCAUGAUUGAUACUCGUGGGCACUUGAUUUUCAUUGAUUUCGGAUUUGCACUGGGGAUGGCACCGGGUCAUGAGUUCAGUAUGGAGAGAGCCCCAUUUAAACUCACUAGGGAGUACAUUGAUGUCAUGGGUGGUGUUGGAUCCGAGUGUUACAAAGAGUUUCAGCGCCUGUUUGUUUCCGGGUUUGAAGAGUGCCGGAGAAACUCACAGAUUGCUUUAGGCCUGGUAGAGAUUAUGAUGUUCAAAAGCAAUUAUCCAUGCUUUACUGGGGGACGCUAUGGAAAUGGUAAAGCAUUGACAAAACUUGAAAAACGUUUGAUGCUGAGAGUGCCGGACAAAAAGGUAAAAAAGAAGGCUCUUAACUUGAUCCGUCGAUCAAAGCAACAUUUUGGAACCUACUUGUACGAUGUGUUCCAACACGCCACUAAUGGAUACGCUCUUUAA